Molecule: messenger RNA, 2962 nt
Organism: Spea bombifrons (plains spadefoot toad)
Lineage: Eukaryota; Metazoa; Chordata; Amphibia; Anura; Pelobatidae
Gene: MARCHF9
Product: membrane associated ring-CH-type finger 9
Exons: 5
Coding region: 1204-2205 (333 amino acids)
Biological process (GO): protein ubiquitination
Molecular function (GO): zinc ion binding; ubiquitin-protein transferase activity
Source: RefSeq, a predicted model, not a curated record
ACAGGCUGAGCUCCCAUCCCAGCUCGCAAACACACUCUCUCUCUACAAUAAAAAGAAUAAUGUUUUAUUUAACAUGCCAUACCGGAAGAAGAAGCCAUAUUUAUCCAGCCCUCACUUCAUAGCCAUCCAUUUCUGCCUGUGCUGAAUGCAAUAAUAAAUAAAGACCCACAGACCUACAUGUAUGUAUAUAUUUUUAUGGCUAGUGCGUGUUAAGAAUGCAUCCCUGGAGCAUGCAAGCGGCGAAUGUCAGGUGGCUGCCCAGCAGGAGCCUUGUCUGAUCUGGUGGCAGUGCAGGUCCAUUGGAUAGGUCUGGAGUGGAUGGAUGGGAAGACAGAGCAGGUUGGGGAUGCUGAAAGCUGAGACAAAAGAAGGAGCCUUGUGUGUUUCAUCCGAAGGAAAGAGAGAGGAAGCAAGGGGGAGGGAAGACAGAGAAAACGACAGCUGGAAGAAAACCAUCUCCUUAUCCAUAUUUUUGCCUUUUUUAUUACAUUGGAUUAUAAGCAACUGCAUUUUUACUUUUUUGCCUUUUUUUUGCCUUAUUUUAAUUUUUUUUUUUUAAGGGAGAGGAGGGGUGAUGUCUGCUGAUUUUUCAGAAUUGCUAUUUUUUUUGUUCUUUAUUCUUCACCUGGGAGCUUAUAAAGCUGCACUCUUUCCCUGAUAGGAUGGGCAGUGAGAUAUCAUUAUCCCAGGCAGCCAGGUCUCUUCCUCUUCCUGCAUCCAUGUUAAUUGCAUUCUUGUGAUCAUGUGUAUUUAACCCUUGGUGUCCAGAUGCAUCCCUUCUGGAUUAGAAGCAGAAAAUCACAGCACACACUUUAUGGGGUUUGAAUUGCUUCUUGGCCUUAAUGUUGCAGGUUUAUUGAUUCUGCACUUAUAAAUGCAUGUGAGGUUAUCUUGAGCCCAAUUUAAGUCCUUGUCACUUGAUCCUCUUAUAGUGUCUGUCUUGUCUGCAGAGCAUUUUCCUCCUGGUUUGGAAGGUUUUUUGGGUGCGCCUUACUGUUCAAUUAUCAGAACCUUUAGAUGAGAAGAAUUGCACUCAGCUAACUCCAUGCAGUGCAGCCCUCAUUUUGGCAUACAGGGCUACUCAAAGGUGACAAGACGCUUAACCUCACUGGGUCACCUGGGGCCUGAGUCCAUGCCUCUGCUGCUGGGAUCUGCCUGGCUUUGCACUGGAUCCAUCCAGACCCCCGGACCUCCGGCUGGUGAAUGAUGUUUAAGUAUAGGCUACGCAUGUUCUUCAAUGAACUGAAAGUUCUGGUGUUGACCCGUUCCGGUCGAAGUGAGCCGGAGCCGGGCCAGGCCAUGCGGGGUUUAGGAGUGGGGGGCUGCGGAUGGCCUCCCUUUGCAGACUGUUCCUCAAGAGAUGAUGAGGAGGAAUAUUAUGGGGCUGAGCCCAGACCCCGCAACCUUGGGCUAGAAGAGAAGGAUAGUCGUCUUGGGGCUGCGCUGGACGCCGUGUCCCUUGGAAGCAGCAUUGACAGCGGCAUGAGGACCCCUCAGUGCAGGAUCUGCUUCCAGGGUCCUGAACAGGGGGAGCUGUUGAGCCCAUGCCGCUGUGAUGGUUCAGUGAGAUGCACACACCAACCCUGCCUAAUACGAUGGAUAAGCGAGCGGGGGUCCUGGAGCUGCGAGCUGUGUUAUUUCAAAUACCAUGUCCUAGCGAUCAGCACUAAAAACCCCCUCCAGUGGCAGGCCAUUUCUUUGACUGUGAUCGAGAAAGUCCAGAUUGCAGCCAUAAUACUGGGCUCCCUUUUCCUCAUCGCCAGCAUAUCCUGGUUAAUUUGGUCUUCACUCAGCCCCUCGGCCAAGUGGCAGCGGCAAGACUUGCUUUUUCAAAUCUGCUACGGGAUGUAUGGAUUCAUGGACAUCGUCUGUAUAGGUCUGAUUAUCCACGAGGGCUCAUCGGUUUAUCGGAUAUUCAAGAGAUGGCAAGCUGUGAAUCAACAGUGGAAAGUUCUAAACUAUGAUAAAACUAAGGACCUUGGGGAACCUUUAAGUGGGACUACUAAGCUUGGGGGAAGGAAUUCACGGACGAACCAUUCCUCUCACAAUGACAGAGGACCCGGGCGGAGCCAGCGGGUUAGGACUAUUUUAAACCAUCACUGUGGCUAUACUAUCCUACACAUCCUCAGCCACCUGCGGCCUAAUGAACAUCGAAAUAGCUCAAACUCCAACAGAGAGGUGGUGAUGAGAGUGACAACCGUAUGAGGAAAAAUCCUGAUUUUCAGCAGGAAUGCAGGCACCGCUGUACUAAACUAGCUCCUAAUGACAUCACCAUUAAAUGGUAUAAAAAAAGGGAGAAGAUAGAGCUUUGCUUUCUUGGGGAACACAAAAAGUUCCAUGCCCCUAUUCCAUUAUGAGUAGGCCUUUCAAUGCAUUCUGGCCAACCUUGUUAAUAUAUGCCCUGAUUUUUAUUUUGUAGAAAUUGGGCCAUCCUUUUUGUCACACAAUACUUUUGCUGUGCGUCUUAUCGAUUACAGAAUAACCCAACCUCAAGCAGAGAUGAGGGUAUAGGGUUCCCUUAUGAAAAAUGUUAUUGUUUCAAAGAAAUCCCACUUGAUCCAUUUCCUUUUGAGCACAUCGAAAGCACAAGCCAGCGUUUAAAAACAAAAAAAACAACCAAGUCUUAACAUUUUUACCUCAGUUUAUUAAAUGACAAAACAACAACACAAUAAAUCACAAGAGAGAAAUUCAAACAUACCUUUAAAAGUUUUUAAAAAAAUAUUGUAAGAAUUGCAUUAAGUAAAAAAAAAGGUUAAACUAUACAAAGGAAAAAGACUAUAAAAUGGUUCAGAUGUUUCUAAGUGAUGAAUAGGUGCAAUAAAAAAUUUUUACGGCAAAAUGGGAUCUUUGCAAUAAGACGCUUGUACUUUCCCUGGUUUUACAUUUUUUGCAUGAGUAAAUGUACAUUUUUUUCCUCUCUUCUCCCUGCGGGAGGAUAAAGAAAAAAAUAUUUAUAUGCAAA